Messenger RNA from Ostrea edulis (European flat oyster), 3294 nucleotides. RefSeq names its product inter-alpha-trypsin inhibitor heavy chain H3-like. The transcript is spliced from 12 exons. The coding region runs from base 311 to 3034 and encodes 907 amino acids. Lineage: Eukaryota; Metazoa; Mollusca; Bivalvia; Ostreida; Ostreidae. The record is from RefSeq and is a predicted model, not a curated record. Gene Ontology annotation, molecular function: serine-type endopeptidase inhibitor activity. Gene Ontology annotation, biological process: hyaluronan metabolic process.
GACGAAUUGAAUUUAAACAGGUGGCCUAAAAAUGUCCCAUUAAGUGCGCCCUUCUUUCAAGUGAUGUUUAUACGUCGCAAGCAGACGAUCUCAAUCGUCUUGUUAUAAACAGUGAAUUUCACCGGGGCCCGGCAGAGUGCAUGGUGCAGUCAUGCAGUAGAUGAGGAUGUUAAUAUCAUAGACUUAAUCGGGGCAUUGACAUUUUGGCGGAUUUUUUACCACACUAAAUGCGUUUUGGAAAGCUGCAGCAUAACGGUAUUCGCAAAUCAGAAAACAUUUCAUGUGCCCAGUGAACUUUUAAUGCUGAACAAUGUCAACGGGAACAUUAAUUUUGUGUUUGAUUUUCUCUACCUUCUGUUUAUGUUCAGGACAAAAUGAUCAGAAGCCCCGGAUUUAUUACCUGCAUAUAAAAUCUGACAUCCGGUUUCGUUUCGCGACUACGCUGGUAACCAGCAAGGUCGCUAAUCCCGCCAACAUGUCACAAGAGGUCAAGUUUGACGUCACUCUUCCAGAUGAAGCCUACAUAUCGGACUUCAAAAUGGAAAUCGGAGGACGAAUUUACCCAGGACAGGUGAACGAAAAACAAGUUGCGCAGAAGAAAUAUGACGCAGCUAAAAAGAAAGGUCAAAGCGCCGGACAAGUUAAACAACAACCUAGGAAAACAAACCGUUUCUCAGUGGAAGUCAACGUAGCGGCGCUGGAGAAAGUAACCUUUAAUCUGACCUAUCAGGAGCUACUGAAACGUAAACGAGGCUCUUAUGAUCAAGUGAUUUACAUAUCCCCGCAACAGAUAGUGAAAGACCUUAGAAUAGAUGUCUUUAUAGAAGAAUCUAGAGACAUCACGAGCGUCAGAGUUCCACCACUGCGAAAUGACUUGCAGCAAGUCGUGAAUUCUACAGGUCAAAACGCACUAGCUGUUAUUGAAAGACCGACCAAGCGGUCUGCACACAUCUCUUACAAUCCAACAGAGGCGGAUCAAAGGCAGAAAUCCAGUCAGGGAAUAAACGGACUAUUCCUUGUCGAAUACGACAUCGACAGAAAAUCGGAUGCCGGAGAUGUUUUGGUAGUGAAUGGUUAUUUCGUUCACUUUUUUGCCCCUUCGGAUAUGGAGGAAAUCCCCAAAGACGUUUUGAUGAUCCUUGAUGUCAGUGGGUCCAUGUCGGGGACAAAACUUAAACAGAUGAAAAAGGCCGUGCUGAGCAUCCUUAGUGACCUGCAUGACGGGGACCGUUUCAAUAUAUUGCAGUUCAGUGAUCGUGUAUACUAUUACAAAGAUUCACCAGUGCUUGCUAAUCUGGUGUCCGUGGCUGAAGCAAAGGCUUAUGUGAAAAAAAUGAAAACCAUUGGAGGGACCAAUAUCAACGUGGGUCUUUUAAAAGGUAUCGACUUUCUGAAAACCGCAUCUAACACUAAAGAAAGGUCCCAGAUUAUUUUCUUCCUCACGGAUGGAGAACCGACGUCUGGGAUUACUGCUAUUGACAGCAUACUCCGGAAUGUUCAAAAUUCAAACACAAAAUCCUUUCCCGUAUACAGUUUAGCGUUUGGGCGAGGAGCAGAUUACGAAUUUGUUAAAAAGGUUGCUAUACAAAACAAUGGACUAAGUCGAAAGAUUUAUGAGGAUUCGGAUGCCACACUUCAGAUCAAGGGAUUCUAUGAUGAAAUCUCAGCUGCCGUACUAAAAAACGUUUCAUUUAACUAUCUAAACAACGCUUCCGACAUUCAGAAUCUCACAACAGCUACUUUCCCGUCCUAUUUCACAGGAUCGGAGAUUGUGGUCGCUGGAAAAUUGGAUGACAAUACCAUUAAACUUUUUGACUUAUCUGUGCAAGGUUUGGGGUCCAAGGGUUCUGUAGAACUGGCCUUGUCAGCGGAUGUAAAUGCAAAGCAAUUUCCCGAACUCACAAAACCAGGAGACUACCAACAAAUCACAGAGAAAAUCUGGGCGUAUCUAACUAUCAAGCAGCUCCUAGAAAAGUCGAUCGGCGAGACUGACUCAACUGUCAAAGAGGAUAUGAAAAAGAGGGCGUUAGAGCUCUCACUAAAGUAUAAAUUUGUGACACCACUUACCUCUUUGGUGGUCACCAAGCCUGACAAAAAAGAUGUGGGGGAUUUAUUGGAGGGGGAGGAUGCAGACUUGACUCGACAGGGUGGAAGCGGCAGUAGUGGUCCAACAGGCAGUAGUGGCCCAAGUAGUAGUGGUUCAAGUGGUAGUGGUUCAAGUGGUAAUAGAUAUUCUAGUUCUUUACUUUCCAAACGUCGUGGCGGUGGCGGUGGUGGUGGUGGCGGUGGUGGCGGUGGUUCCUAUGGAGGCGGGGGUGGCGGCGAUCCGCAUUUCAUGAUAAGAAUGAAAGGACUGGACCAUCCACUGUGUUUCGAUAUCCCCGCCAACUCCGGAGAUGUCCUUCGUCUCCUAUCGGAUGCACACACAGGUUUAUUCAUUAAUGCUGGCAUCAUUCCUUCGUUCAAAUUCGACAAACAUGGUCACAUGAAGACAUUCAUGGGAGAGGUAGUCAUUCUAUACAAGAGUCAUGUUAUGAAAAUCACAUCUACAAAAAUCGUCUACGAUGGAGCCGAACUAUUUUGGAAAGACAAGACACCCUUCAAAUUAAAUGGCGUUACGGUUCAGAUCCAGACCAUUCAUGGAGACAGGGUGAUGUAUGUUGACUUCGGAAACAACGUAGAAGUCGCCAUCAAAAGAACUAUUGCUUCUGUUAAUAUGUCUGUCGACUACUUGAAUUUAUACAUCGAAAACGAGGCUGGCCUUUCGCCAAAAUCGGAAGGAAUUCUUGGCCAGUUUUUACACCGUUAUGUGUCCCUCCACAAAGUAAGAACAAGUAAAAAAGAUCAGUUAGUCGGCUAUCUCCGCAUCAGGGAACCAGGUUUCCAGACUGCCAGAUCUCGUUCAGUUCUCGUUAAGAGACCAGACAAAAUCACGGGCGAGCGAAUACUGUGUUGGAAUGUUCACACAAAAGUGACUGGACUAUUCGAUAAAAAAGUAGAAGAAUUCUUCUUAAAAGACAUCAUGCAGAAGUAGCAUUUCGUGUUUCCACACUGAAUGUGAUUAAAGAGUAACUUUGUGUGUUUACGCUUCGCUGCCAUGAAAUAUGUCGUGUCCUGCUAGCCUGUUUGCAAAUAGCCUUUUUUUCGUUUCAUGUACAUGUUUAAACACGUUCUGGCCAUUUAUGCAAAUCAUUAAGAUCUUUCAUACAAAUUAAUGCAUGCAUUUCAUAUAUCAUUUCUCUUUUAUACAGCCUAUAUUUUGAUACAGAAAAAAUAAAUCAAACUGUUAUACAA